AUGUUUCGAGAUAUUUAUAGAGACUCGCUGAAGAUAGAUGGUGUAGACAUUCAGCUAAGCAGUGACAGAAGCAGCCAAGUCUUUCCAUACGACAGAGAAAUCGACAGAAUCUUGCCGGAAUCGUAUAAAACAGCAAUCCGCGGCACCAAAGAAGAGAAAAUAGACAAGUUUUCAGAGGGUACUUUAUUCUAUGUGUUUUUCAACCAUUGUGGUAAAAGAGUGCAGAAGGAUGCGUAUGACAGGCUGAUUAAACUGGGCUGGAUGUACAGCAAAGAGAUGAAGACUUUUUUACAGAUUAUUAAAAGAACGGAAGAAACUGGUCUUAUUUUAUACUUUGAUUACUGCACAUGGAAGAAAGUGACUAAAGAAGUAACAAUUGACUCUGCAUUUCUCAGCACCCUUGAGGAAAAAGAGAAUUAAGUCUUUAUUUAUCGCAGAGGCAGGAUAAUUUUUUGUUAAAUAAUUGUUGGGCAUAUAUUGGGCU
Nematocida parisii ERTm1 is the source of this 484-nucleotide messenger RNA. RefSeq lists its product as uncharacterized. NCBI's taxonomy places the organism in Eukaryota, Fungi, Microsporidia. The record is from RefSeq and is a predicted model, not a curated record. The coding region runs from base 1 to 420 and encodes 139 amino acids. Gene Ontology annotation, cellular component: CCR4-NOT core complex; P-body. Gene Ontology annotation, biological process: regulation of DNA-templated transcription; nuclear-transcribed mRNA poly(A) tail shortening. The transcript has a single exon.